Molecule: messenger RNA, 1908 nt
Organism: Paecilomyces variotii
Lineage: Eukaryota; Fungi; Ascomycota; Eurotiomycetes; Eurotiales; Thermoascaceae
Exons: 2
Coding region: 1-1908 (635 amino acids)
Source: RefSeq, a predicted model, not a curated record
AUGAAGCUGAAAUCGGGAUUCCGCAUGUCUCCUAAGAUUGGUUCUUCACGACCACUAAAGAAGGAAAAAGAGAAGGAGAAAGAUAGUUGCGAGAAGCCUUCUCGGCGACGGUCCCUUACUGAAUCUGUCCAAAGCUUGGUCAAACACGCUUUCAGUCGUCGUGACGAUAACGGCUCACGCAAAAGCGAUGGGCAUAAUAUGGGAAACAAUGGAGGAAAGCGCACCUCAUCCGCAAAGACUGCCACUUCCUCGUCUUCUUGGGUCAAGCUCCCCCCUCCUUCAGACGAUAUAGUUUCUUCUCCUUCUUCUUCCUCCUCCUCUUAUUAUUCUUCUGCUUCUCAUAUCAAUACUGUUCAAACUCCUCUAAGGGAAGAACAACAAGAAAUACAUGAAGAGAAUGAAACGUCGCAGCUCUCUCUUCCUGAGGUACCUUCUUCUUCACCGUCGUCUGAUCCGAUCGCUACGUCGUCACGGUUGCCUAAGAUUCGAGGAAAGGCAGGCCAACAGAAGGAGAAACCCUCGAGAAUUCCGACGCCGACGAAGACCUCUUCAGCAGCUCUUGGUCCCUCCAAGGCAGCUCAGUGUCAGGGUCCAGGCACCAUGAACACAUCCGCUUCAGAGAAAGUAGAUGAGGGUAAGGACCAUUGCGUCGCAGCCAUGGUAGUGGAUAUGGAGAAAGAGGGCCUCUUUAAGCAACCACUGCAGCGACAGGAGAACCUGAGAGGAGGAAUAGAUGGAAAGGAGAUCAAAGAAGUGACCUCCAGCCCGCCCAAGAACCAGCAGGCAGCUAGACGGACGAGUCGGCUUCCUAGGUCAUCAGGACACAACACUCCCAUUGCUUCUCCCGAAAAGCGAACCACGAACAUGAGGAUGUCUCUUCCUGCGUCAAAGUCAUUGUCUACCGGUUUGUCGUCUGUCCAGACAUCUCGUCGUGGAUCCUUGCCGCAUACCAGUUUGCCUAGUAACUCCACUAGGAAGCUGUCAACAACAGCAGUGCCACAUGGAAAUCGGAAGGACCCUGCAGAGCCGUACCUUGCAGUUACAUCCCCUGGUAGAAAUGUUACUGGACGGAUUGCUGUACAGACAGACCGAAGACAAUCCAACGUUAGAGUGUCCAGUAUUGCACAAAGGCAGCUUCUUGGACCUCUGGGUCCGCCUAUGCCACGGAGCCAAACUUUUAAUAGCUUUGCUCAACCUCAGAAAGCCAAGCAAAUUCCAUCAGGAAAAAGGAUCAUGAGUAAAGUGCCGCGAAUUUCAGACGUUUCAGACAGGAAUGGCCACGACAAACCGCAGAAUGGUAACGAACACGCAGAGAUCGUCGAAAUACUCAAGGCUACGCGCCUGUCCAAAGGUGAAAUUGAAGACGAAGAGCCGAAGAGACCACGGAAAUCCGAUGUGAUAGAUGCUACAUCUCGAGAUUUUGAAGCAUAUGAGGUCGGAUCUAGUAUCCUCGAGGGAGCAAAGCAGGAAAUUGAAGACGAGGAGAAGUCAGAGAAGAUGGUUUAUGAGGCCAAGGAAGAGGAAUGGUGGUUAGGUCGCUUCAUGACCUUGAGCAGUGGCUUCUACUUCACCGAUUCCUUCGACUCGCCGGACCUGUUAACAUGGAUAAAGACAGACACCGGAAUUUCACGGCCACCUGAAUGUUUGGACGAGUAUCUGGGUGAUAUCCGUACCUGUCGUGUCUUUAUUCUUCUUGAGAGAAUGUGUGCCACCAAGGAAGCCAGGGAAUCGCUGCGACAUUUCCGAGACGAAUACAUAUCCAGUUCUGGUGACGAGUGGACCGAGUGGCUAUCUGAUGACUAUCGUCGUCGGUGGAGGCUAGAUAAUGUUGCUCGCUCCAAGGCAAACAUUCCGGAAGGAAACGUUCCGAAGGGGGACGGUCGUCGACCCUCGAGCAAGAGAAUCUAG